Dromiciops gliroides (monito del monte) is the source of this 1185-nucleotide messenger RNA. RefSeq names its product zinc finger protein 471-like. Gene Ontology annotation, molecular function: DNA-binding transcription repressor activity, RNA polymerase II-specific. The coding region runs from base 1 to 1185 and encodes 394 amino acids. The record is from RefSeq and is a predicted model, not a curated record. NCBI's taxonomy places the organism in Eukaryota, Metazoa, Chordata, Mammalia, Microbiotheria, Microbiotheriidae. Gene Ontology annotation, biological process: negative regulation of transcription by RNA polymerase II. The transcript is spliced from 6 exons.
AUGCAAGCACCACGUCACCUGCACGUCUCUGGGGAAGUAGAGGACGUGAUGCUGGGGAGCUGCCGCCGACGUCUCCGGCUUCGCCUUCUCUCCGGGGUUGCCCCGCGGGUUCUCCUGCUUGCUGAGCCCAGCCGCCGCCAACAGGAGCAGCUCCUUGCAGCGCUGGGGGAAUCAGUGACAUUUAAGGAUGUGGCUGUGGAAUUCAGUGGGGAAGAAUGGAGAAUGCUGGGCCCUCUGCAGAGAGAUCUGUACAGGAAUGUGCUGCUGGAGAACUAUGAGAAUCUUGUCACCCUAGGGCUUCCUGUUUCCAAACUGUAUGUGAGUUCCCUGUGGGAGAGAGAAGCUCCAUGGAUGCCUAAGGAGGAGGUACCAAGAAGCACUUGUGGAGAUACCGUGAGGCAGGAGACUAGAUGUGAAACCAUUAACUCAUUUCUUACAAAGGACAUUUGCAUGGGAGCAUCAUCCCAGAAAAAACUUCAAAAGAAUAGCUUCUGCCAAUCCAAAUUGGGGAAAGCUGUGGAAUGUAAUCUUAAUUUAGAGAGACAACAGGAGGCACACUCAAAACAUGUAGUAGUCCCUCACAGGAGAACUUUAAAGAAAAUGAAUAUGUCUCAAUGGAAUUCAUUUCAGAGAAGUCUUAGCCAGGAGUUUAUGUUUGUUCCAUCAUUCAGGAAGCCUUUUAGUUAUAAUUCCUACAACACUAAAUUUCAUAUAAUUCACUCUGUAGAAAAACUAAAUGAGCACAUUGAAUGUGGAAAAGCCAUUCCUAUUGGGGAGAAACCCUAUGAAUGUAAUAAAUGUGGAAAAACCUUCAGACACAAGGGAAGCUUGACAAAACAUGAGAGGAUUAAUACUGGAGAGAAACCUUUUGAAUGUAAUAGGUGUGGAAAAUCCUUUGGUGAGAGAGGAAGUCUUAGACAUCAGAGAACUCAUACUGGAAAGAAAUCUUCUGAAUGUACUCAAUGUGGGAAAUCCUACAGUGAGAAGGAAAACCUUAUUAUCCAUCAGAGAACUCAUACAGGAAUGAAACCCUUUGAAUGUAAUCAGCAUGGAAAAGGUUUCAGGUUCUGGGAGGUACCAGCCAAUCUGCAGGUGAAGCCACAGGGGGCAGAAGAGGAAUAUGGGAUACAGCUCAGGGGUGCAGUGGGCCUCCAAAGGUGCAGAUACAGGUUCAUAGGAUCCUAA